GAGAACACCUUCCACUCAGGCCUCUCGUGUGCAACUGGGAAAGGGAGGCACACUACGCUUUGAGUGACUGAGUCAAUGUGUGUGAGUUUGUGAGUGAGUGAACAAGAUGACCAGAAGGACUGUGUCAGUUCCGCAUCCCAGCGGGGAUCCAACUCCAAGUAAUUUUGGAGAGAAAGACCCUCUCAAAUCAAAUGGAGACCCCCAUGCCGGAGCCCCCGAGGAGAAGGUGGAACUGCGGAAGAAGGUGACCCUGCUCAGAGGAAUCUCUAUCAUCACUGGGACGAUAAUUGGAGCGGGAAUAUUCAUUUCUCCAAAGGGAAUUCUGAAGAACUCAGGCAGUGUGGGAAUGUCACUGGUGGUGUGGAUUGCCUGUGGGAUUCUCUCUCUUUUCGGUGCUCUUUCAUAUGCUGAGCUGGGUACGAGUAUUAAAAAGUCUGGUGGCCAUUAUACAUACAUUCUGGAGGCGUUUGGUCCGCAAGUGGCUUUUAUGAGAAUGUGGGUCGACAUGAUUGCCAUAAGACCUGCAGGUUUGGCUGUGAUCGCUCUGGCAUUUGGCCGCUAUAUUUUAGAGCCCAUCUUCAUGCCAUGUGGAGUUCCUGAAAUUGCCAUUAAAUUGGCCACAACAAUCGGACUCACUGCGGUAAUGUAUCUAAACAGCAUGAGUGUAAGCUGGACUGCCAGAAUCCAGAUCUUCCUCACAUUCAGCAAGCUGCUCACUAUUGCCACUAUCAUUGUUCCAGGAGUAUACCUACUUUUCAAAGGUGAGACCAAAAACUUUGAGAAUGCAUUUGAGGACAGCACCGUACAUUUGUCUGGACUUCCUCUCGCCUUCUACUCAGGGAUGUUCGCCUAUGCCGGCUGGUUUUACUUGAAUUUUGUGACUGAGGAGGUGGAGAAUCCUGAGAGGACGGUGCCUCUUGCCAUCUGUAUCUCCAUGGUGAUAGUAAUGAUCUGUUACACAAUGACAAACGUGGCAUAUUACACUGUGAUGUCAGCAGAAGAGCUGUUAGCCUCCAAUGCCGUAGCUGUGACUUUUGCAGAGAAGCUGAUGGGAAACGUUUCAUUUGCAGUUCCGGUUUUUGUGGCUCUGUCUUGCUUUGGGUCCAUGAAUGGAUGCCUAUUUGCUAUCUCAAGAAUGUUCUUUGUUGCCUCUCGAGAAGGUCAGCUUCCUGAAGUUCUCUCUAUGAUUCACAUUCGCCGACACACGCCAUUACCUGCUGUGAUUGUCCUGUAUCCAAUCACACUACUGAUCCUCUUCUUAGGGGACAUCUACAGCCUGCUGAACUUCAUGAGCUUCCUGCGCUGGUUGUUCAUCGGGGUUGCUGUCAUCGGCCUCAUCUACAUGCGCUACACACGCCCUGAUAUGCCGCGACCAUUUAAGGUCCCUAUUUUCAUCCCUGCUGUGUUCUCCUUCACCUGUUUCUUCAUGGUCUUCCUUUCUCUAUAUUCGGAUCCAGUUAAUACUGGUAUUGGCUUCGCCAUCUCUCUCACAGGCAUCCCUGCGUACUACAUAUUCAUCCACUGCGAAAGAAAACCCAAAUGGUUCCAGAAAUUGUCAGAUUCUGUGAACAGAUCACUACAGAUCAUCUUAGAAGUGGUUCCUGCUGAUCACUGACCAUUAUCCUUUUUCUCUGUGCAUGUGUGUGUAGGCAAUACAGUAUCUGUUCAUUCAUGUAGUACCUAGUACAGUAGUUCUCAGCUGGUGGGUCAAUGGGUUGCAAGUGUGUUCUGAUUGACAGCAGAGAGAGAACAAUCCUAAAUGCAAAUAAUAAAAUGCAACUGAAGCAAAACCAGUUGAGAGCUACUGCUGUCAUAUAUCCAAAAUUAAAUACAAUAUCUCAAAUGUCUCUGCCUCAGUCCACCCGACAAAGAGACGUAACACUGUCAUUUCAACACAUUAUUCAUUUUCCAAAGCUGUGAAUGACUUAACGUGACAUAACAUAAAUUACAUGCAUUUCACUGGUGAUUUAGGACCUUGGCCAGCUUUCCUCUUCCACUUAUUCAAUUUGCACUGCUAUAUCUUUAUACACGCCAAUGUCACAUACGUCAUAAGUGAUUCCACUGAGGUGUGACUCAAGAAUUGGCUCAGCCAGGGAUUUUGACAUAACCUGUUUCACUCUCUUCUGGCUGAGAUAUUUGAAAUCCUGUUAUGCAGACAUGACUGUACAUGUACAAACUGAAUAAUGGCUAUGUAGGGUAUUUGUAGGGUGUAGGGUCUUGUCUAACCAAUAGGUUUUCUAAAACAUCUCACAUACACUACAGUGAUAUUUCUGUAUACGAUACACUGAAUAAUAUAAUUGUAUAUGGACUACUACAGUAGAAACAACUUUUGUAAAGCUACAAGAAAA
This is a messenger RNA of Sinocyclocheilus grahami, 2348 nucleotides long. Its product is annotated as cystine/glutamate transporter-like. The record is from RefSeq and is a predicted model, not a curated record. The coding region runs from base 107 to 1615 and encodes 502 amino acids. Gene Ontology annotation, cellular component: membrane. Gene Ontology annotation, biological process: amino acid transmembrane transport. The transcript is spliced from 12 exons. Lineage: Eukaryota; Metazoa; Chordata; Actinopteri; Cypriniformes; Cyprinidae. Gene Ontology annotation, molecular function: L-amino acid transmembrane transporter activity.